AUGGCGUCUUUGCCAGGUGAGUGGGAAACAACUGACUCGGAUCGCAAUGAAAUAACCACCGGUAUUAUUCAUCAAUGUGUACGAGAAGAGAUUGACUUCCAACGGUGUGGAAGACAAGGAACUUCCAACAUCCUGCAUCGAACGAGAGAUCUCAUUGCAAAUGCCACAACAUCUGUAUCUUGUGAGUUCGAAAGCAGACGUAGUUCUUUGCUAUCGUCAUCUGCUUUUAACUUCAAGUAG
This is a messenger RNA of Paramuricea clavata, 240 nucleotides long. The record is from the annotation of a GenBank genome assembly. NCBI's taxonomy places the organism in Eukaryota, Metazoa, Cnidaria, Anthozoa, Malacalcyonacea, Plexauridae.